Messenger RNA from Argentina anserina (silverweed cinquefoil), 1852 nucleotides. RefSeq names its product proline dehydrogenase 2, mitochondrial. Lineage: Eukaryota; Viridiplantae; Streptophyta; Magnoliopsida; Rosales; Rosaceae. The transcript is spliced from 4 exons. Gene Ontology annotation, molecular function: proline dehydrogenase activity; FAD binding. The coding region runs from base 107 to 1597 and encodes 496 amino acids. The record is from RefSeq and is a predicted model, not a curated record. Gene Ontology annotation, cellular component: mitochondrion.
AGAGUUGCAGAGAACAGAAAAACUACCCAAAGAUUUUCAUAGAGAAAGAAAAAAAAAAACUAGGAUAGCCAGAGCCAUCUCUAACAAGAAAGCUCGAAACCCUUGAAUGGCCAAGCGUGUAAUCCCAACAGCGCAGAGAAUCCUGAAGACGCUCCGCCCUCUCAACUCGGCUUCCUCCACCACCAUCUCCGGCGUUUCGCCGAUCACCUUCCCUGGAAAGCCUGAAGCGGAUGAGCUGCUGCAGCCGACGAGUUUAAGCCAGCGGGGUAAGGAUAAUAUUGAUGUCUUGUUUGACCUUGAAGACGUGAACAACAGGCUGUUUGAGACGGUUCCGACGGUGAAGCUGCUCCGUGCGGCGGCGAAUCUUCACAUGGUGGCGAUGGAGCCGAUGGUGGAUUUGGGAAUGUGGAUGAUGAGGUCGAGGCUAAUGGCGACGCCAGUGGUUAAAGACGUUAUUUUGGGGUUCAUUAGGUCUACGUUUUAUGAACACUUUUGCGCCGGCGAGGACGCUAUCGCCACCGGUAAGUCGGUGUGCGCGCUGAACGAGGCGGGGCUCCGAGGCAUGCUGGUCUACGCUUUGGAGUACGCCAGCGACAACGAGUCGUGUGAUCGGAACUUGCAGGGGUUCUUGGACACCGUUGAAUCCACCAAGUCGCUUCCUCGUUCUUCCGUGAGCUUUAUUAUACUGAAGAUUACUGCGAUCUGCCCCAUGAAGCUUCUCGAGCGGGUUAGUGACUUGCUCAGAUGGCAACAGAAAGACCCUUCUCUCAAUCUUCCAUGGAAGCAUGAGACUCUACCCAUUUUCUCCGAAUCCAGCCCCCUCUAUCAUACGAAGGAAAGACCGGAACCUCUAACUCCGGAAGAAGAGCGUGAUCUCGAGUUAGUCCAUCAGAGACUGCAAGGACUGUCCGAGAAGUGCUUGGAAGCCAAUGUCCCCUUAUCAGUCGAUGCAGAGUACACAUUGAUUCAACCUUCCAUUGAUUACUUGACGUAUGCUUCGGCAAUCAAGCACAACAAAGAUGACAACCCGAUUGUUUACGGAACAAUCCAAGCUUACUUGAAAGAUGCAAAGGAAAGAAUGUUGCUAGCAUCAGAGGCUGCAGACAAGAUGGGCAUUCCGAUGGGGUUCAAAGUGGUGAGGGGUGCCUAUAUGUCUAGUGAAAGUAAAAAAGCUUCUGCCUUAGGCUAUCCCUCUCCCAUUCACAACAGCAUUGAGGAGACACACGCAUGCUUCAACGAGUGUGCGUCUUACAUGCUUGAGAAAAUUGGCAAUGGCUCUGGAGCUGUUGUUCUUGCAACCCAUAAUGUAGAAUCAGGGAAACUGGCCGUCAAAAAAGCACAUGAAAUUGGCAUCAGCAAGGUGCACCAGAAGCUCGAAUUCGCUCAGCUGUAUGGAAUGGCAGAAGCACUUUCCUUUGGUCUGAAAAAUGCAGGGUUUCAAGUCAGCAAGUAUAUGCCAUUUGGACCUAUAGAAUUAGUGAUGCCUUACCUUUUACGGAGGGCAGAAGAAAACCGAGGGCUUUUAUUCGCCUCAACUCUUGACAGAUACCUUACCAGGGAGGAGUUGAAAAGGAGACUCAAAACAGCAGUUUUCUAAGGCAAAACCUAAAAGGCUUCUGUAUAAAAGUUAACAAGCUUGGCGCUUCACCGCCAACAUUGUAAAUAAUUAGUAAUUGUGGCGCAGUUACUGGAAUGAAUAAUGAAGAUGGGUUUGUAAGAAUUGUAAGAAAGUUGUGCUCUGUAAUUCCCUAUCAGAUUAGGGGCAUGAGGCUGUAAUCUCGGGCUGCAACAAGUCCCUACUCAUACUUCCAUGCUGAAAAUGAAUAAAGGUCCACAUUUAUGUUUCUUGUAA